Cordyceps militaris CM01 is the source of this 2565-nucleotide messenger RNA. RefSeq names its product sodium/nucleoside cotransporter. Gene Ontology annotation, molecular function: nucleoside transmembrane transporter activity; symporter activity. Lineage: Eukaryota; Fungi; Ascomycota; Sordariomycetes; Hypocreales; Cordycipitaceae. Gene Ontology annotation, biological process: nucleoside transmembrane transport. Bases 1 to 2565 code for a protein of 854 amino acids. Gene Ontology annotation, cellular component: membrane. The record is from RefSeq and is a predicted model, not a curated record. The transcript is spliced from 4 exons.
AUGGCCGACACUCAUCACAACGCCGAGCCAGCGGCGCAUGAGACCACACCUGGUAUGCGCCGCAACUCUGACCCGGCUCUUGAGCCCUCACAUCAGCAUACCCAUGGCCAUCUUCACCACGCGCCUGGCGUCGCACCCACAAACGAUGUCAUAUACACAAAGGGAACCGAUCUCCCGAUGCACAAGCACACUGACGGUGCCGGUUCUGGUACCCCGCCCUACUAUAGCGAAGAGGAGAAGCCACAGCCUGGCAUCUUGGCCCAGGACGACAUCGAGGGCCAAUCUGAGUACAAGUCCAAGUUCCGUACCUUUUACGAUGGGCCUGGUCGUAUCAUCGUCCACCUCUUCUUCCUGUUUUUCUUUACCGGUUGGUGGAUUGCCUCUCUGAUUUUGCAUCGCAAGGACAAGAAUUGGAUCGUUCCCUUCCUUUUUUGGCUCUGCAUCACUCUGCGCAUCGUCUUCUGGCACGUUCCCAGUCGCUAUGUCAGCAAUGCAAUCCGCAGCGGCUGGAAGCACAGUGCCGUCGUGGUUUACUACAGGAUCCCCGCGAAGCUACGCACGCCUGCUGGCGCUGCAGUCACCAUUGCUGCCAUGCUCGUUGGCUCCUUUGUCACUAAUGAAAGCGUCAACAACACUCGCGGCAAUCGUGCCAUUAGUCUGCUCGGAAUGGGCAUCAUUAUCUUUGGCUUUUGGCUCACCAGUGCCAACCGACGCAAGGUCAACUGGCGGACUGUCAUUGGAGGCAUGCUUGCCCAGUAUAUUAUUGGAUUGUUUGUUCUUCGCACCAACGCCGGCUACUCCAUCUUUCGCUUCAUCGCGGACCGCGCCAGUGAUUUGCUUGGGUUCGCCAAGGAUGGUGUCGCAUUCUUGACUGAUGCUGACACGGCUGCCAAGCCUUGGUUCUUCAUCGGUGUUAUUCCUGCUAUUAUCUUCUUCAUCUCUCUUGUCCAGGUUCUCUACUACUUUGGAUUUUUGCAGUGGUUUAUCACCAAGUUUGCCACCUUUGUUUUCUGGGCCCUUGGUGUAUCCGGUGCCGAAGCCGUUGUCGCUGCUGCUACCCCCUUCAUCGGUCAAGGAGAGUCUGCGAUGCUGGUCCGGCCCUUCGUCCCGCACAUGACCAAUGCUGAGAUUCAUCAAAUUAUGACAUGCGGUUUCGCAACAAUUUCAGGCUCCGUUCUUGUCGGUUACAUCGGUCUCGGUCUGGACAAGGAAGCUCUCGUUUCCUCCUGCAUCAUGUCUAUCCCGGCCUCGCUCGCGAUUUCCAAGCUCCGCUACCCUGAGUCGGAAGAAACCCUUACUGCUGGUCGCGUCGUGAUCCCUGAUGAUGAUGAACACAAAGCUGAAAACUUUCUGCACGCCUUCUCUAAUGGCGCUUGGCUCGGCAUCAAGAUUGGCGGAACCAUUGUUGCGUCGCUUCUCUGCAUCAUUGCUGUUGUCGGCCUUAUCAACGGUCUACUUACCUGGUGGGGCCAUUACUUGAACAUCAACGACCCCAAGUUGACGUUGCAGACCGUUCUGGGCUACAUUCUCUUCCCCGUUGCCUUUUUGCUUGGUGUGCCCCAGAACAAGUAUGAACUUCUCAGCGUCUCUCGUCUUAUUGCAGAGAAGAUUAUCACCAACGAGUACAAUGCCUUUAAAGCGCUCAUCACCGAUCCGCAAUAUGCCGCCCUCAGCCCUCGCUCUCAACUGAUUGCAACCUAUGCUCUCUGCGGUUUCGGCAACAUCGGCUCUCUCGGUAUUCAGAUUGGUAUUCUGUCCCAACUGGCCCCGGCUCGUGCUGGCGAUGUUUCGCGUUUGGCCUUCUCCGCCCUCGUUUCCGGUGUCUUUUCCACCCUCACCUCGGCCGCUGUUGCAGGUCUUGUCGUCACCAACCAGGCAUCGGAGCCGACAUCGACAGUGGUCCUGACAUCACCAGAGAACCGUUUUGUGGAUUUGCGUAUUCUGCUGCCCCCAGACGGCGCGGCCAAAAUCAGCAACGACCCCACCGGCCAACUCCCCCUCGACCGACUCGACUGGGCCAUUGCCGGCACGACCGUCUCCGAGGCCGCGACGGCGCCGGGCGGCGAAGCGAUCCGGCGCUCCACCUUUCACCACUGGGUGAGCUCGCGCAACGCGGACCCGACGGGCGUGUCGGACGUGGGCGACAUGUACCCGCAGCCCGACGGCACGACGCUGGAGCGCGGCGCCAUGCUGAACCUGGCGACGGGCGCCGUGACGGAAUACGACGAGCUGUGGGCCGACCUGCUGGCGCCGACGAGCGACCCGAUUGCGGUGCUGCGCGUCGACGACGGCGCGGUCAAGGGCAUGGUCAUCUGGAUCGGGCAGCUCUGCCAGGCGCUGGUGCGGGACGAGCGGGGCAUUACGCUGGAACGCUGGGAAAAGAUGGAAGCUGCUGGGGGCGGGGAGGAUGAUGAGGUCGACGAGGACGUGUGGACGAGGACGGUGCGCAUGGGCGAGAGGGAGCUGCCGUGUGAGGACGUCCUGACGGGCAAGGUCAAGCUGGAAAAGGAUGGCGAUGUUGCUUGCGGGGGAGACGUGUGGCAGGUCAUUGAGCUUGAUGGGUGA